Molecule: messenger RNA, 922 nt
Organism: Apus apus (common swift)
Lineage: Eukaryota; Metazoa; Chordata; Aves; Apodiformes; Apodidae
Gene: BORCS8
Product: BLOC-1 related complex subunit 8
Exons: 5
Coding region: 47-412 (121 amino acids)
Cellular component (GO): BORC complex
Source: RefSeq, a predicted model, not a curated record
CUGUUUUCGGCGGCGGCGCCGGAAGCGGAAGUGGCGGCGGGGCGGGAUGGAGGAGCCCGAGAUGCAGCUGAAGGUGAAGAAAGUCACAGACAAGUUCACAGAGAGCCUGUACGUGCUGGCCAACGAGCCCUCCGUGGCUCUGUACCGGCUGCAGGAGCACGUUCGGAGGUCCCUGCCAGAGCUGGCACAGCACAAGUCUGACAUGCAGAGCUGGGAGGAGCAAAGCCAAGGAGCCAUCUACACAGUGGAAUAUGCCUGCAGUGCCAUCAAGAACAUGACAGACAGCAGCGUGUACUUCAGGAGCAUUGACAGCCUGCUCAGACAGGCCAUUGCCAUGAAGGACCAGCUGAACGCUGCUCAGGGCCGCAGCACUGGUGCCCCACAAGCCAAGAACCCUCCAGCCAGUUCCUGAUCUCAGACAAGACUGGCCAUCCUCUGCCACCAUCUCCAGCCCACCUCUAUCUUCUCUGACCACAUGGAGGAGUGAGAAACCACCUGCUCUGUCUGUGAAGCUGCCCAGAGGCCUCUGCCUGCCUCCCUGCUCCUGGGAACAAGGUGCUGCACCUGGGCAGGCAAAUCCUGGGGUCAGGACUGCCUUUGGGGGGUGCUUUGGGGAGCACUUGUGUCCCUUUCCACAGCACUUUUCAAAAGGGAAAGGGAGUGGAUCUGCAUCUGUCCUUCUUCUCCCUGCCAGGCUGCUACGAGGCAUUUCUUUUCUCUACCUCUUGGCCACAAAUAUCUCAGAAAAAAAACCCAAACAAACCCAAAACUAGGUCUUGCUUUCAGUGUGUUGUGGAUGGUUGGGUAGAGACGUAACGUGGGCACACUUCAGCUUUGUGCAGGAGGCAUUCUGCAAGGAGGGUUUUUCAUCUGGGUGCCAGGGAGUUGAUGAAUUUGGUUUCAGUGAGAACAAUAAUAAAAA